GCUGGCACGGUGCUCUAGGACUUCCCGGCCUCCAGACGGUAAUCUGUAAGGACCUUGUAACCCAGUCUGUGUUAGUCUAUGAGGGCAGCAGAAGAGGAACCGAGACAGUGAUCGAGGGGGUCUGGAGGAGAGUUCCUUGGUCUUCACGGGGUGACGCUGUCUACUGCUCCCUGCCUCCAUCAUAGCCGCAGGUGACCGUGUGCUGUGGGCUUGGCUCUUCCUGCUUUCCCACCUGUACCUACCUCUCUCUUCAUGCCCCUUGGAAGCUUCUCUAACGAAUGGGCCAGGCGCUGUUAUGUGGUUUACUUAUGACAUGUCCCGAGGACCCGCUGAGGUAUUUAGAACAAAUGAUUAUAAUUAUCAUUGGAAAUGGUCUGGAAAACCUUCUUUGGGAUAUGUUCAUCAGUCCAUCCCUGAGACCAAAAAUUCGAAGACUGUCUGAAACUUUCUUGGAACAACUUUUUGGACUGGAUGAGCAGCUGGUAACUCCAGAGCUGAUGAUGAAAGCAUGUACAUUUUACACUGGGAAUUUAGUAAAGAACCAUUUUAGUUGUUGGAAAGAAGUUACAAUGCCUCAUGCAAAUCAAGAGGCUAUCAUGGCCGAAAAAAUGAACAGAGCAAUAGUACAUCACAAGUUGAAAUGUGAAAGAUUCUUUUUCAACAUCUGGUUAUCUUACGUGGAAGACAUUAGAGAAAAGGUUUCAAAUUCACUGCUUCGGUUGCGACAGAUGUUUUAUAUCCAUAGGCAAAAAAUUAUCGUAGCAAAAUGGAGGGAGAAAGCCAAACAAAAGAAUAAACAGAGAGAAGAUGACUUGAUUUCAAAACAUGAAAUUCAGUUGAGAAAAUGGAGGUACAGGUUAAGAAGUAAAUCAACUGAGGAAAAACCCGUUACCCCUGAACGAAGUUUAUCUGACAGCGCCGUUUUGACUAUGGAAUUUGACAUUGCACAAUUACCUGAACGAGCAAUAUUGCAGAUUUUCCUGUACCUCACGUUGAAAGAAAUGCUUGUGUGUGGCCAAGUGAACCGCUCCUGGAUGUCGAUGGUACAGAGACGCUGCUUAUGGAAUGCCAUCGAUUUUUCCACAGCCAGAAACAUCGCAGACAAAUGCGUGGUGAAGACUCUACAAAAGUGGCGUCUAACGGUGCUGCGCUUGAACUUCCAAGGCUGUGUCCUGCGAACAAAGACUCUGAGAUCAGUCAGCCACUGUAAAAACUUACAAGAGUUGAACGUCUCUGACUGCUCGUCUCUCACAGACGACGCGAUGAGACACAUUUCUGAGGGCUGUCCUGGCGUCCUGUAUCUCAAUCUAUCCAACACAACUAUCACCAAUAGGACUAUGCGGCUCCUGCCCAGGAACUUCCACAACCUACAGAACCUGAGUCUGGCUUACUGCCGAAAGUUCACCGACAAAGGUUUACAGUACCUGAACUUGGGGAAUGGAUGCCACAAGCUCAUCUAUCUGGACCUUUCCGGCUGCACCCAGAUCUCGGUCCAAGGCUUCAGGAACAUUGCCAACAGCUGCUCCGGAAUCAAGCAUCUGACCAUCAAUGACAUGCCAACUCUGACAGACAACUGUGUAAAAGUUUUGGUGGAGAAGUGUUCCCAUAUUUCGUCCGUGGUUUUCAUCGGCUCGCCACACAUCUCUGACUGUACUUUCAAAGCUCUUUCCGCCUGCAACCUCAAAAAGAUCCGAUUUGAAGGAAACAAAAGGAUUACUGAUGCAUGCUUUAAAUAUGUAGACAAGCAUUACCCAAGUAUGAAUCACAUUUACAUGGUGGACUGCAAGGCGCUAACAGACAGCAGCCUCAAGUCACUUUCAGGUCUGAAGCAACUGACAGUGUUGAACUUGACGAACUGUAUACGGAUUAGUGAUUUUGGCAUGAAGCAAUUUCUCGAUGGUCCUGCGAGUAUGAGCCUAAGAGAGCUCAACAUGACGAACUGCUUUCUCCUGAGCGAUUCUUCCAUCAUAAGAAUGUCAGAGCGCUGCCUUAAUUUACACUACUUGAAUUUACGAAACUGUGAACAUUUGACUGACGUGGCAGUUGAACAUAUCGCAGGCAUGUCAUCCCUGAUAUCAGUAGAUCUUUCUGGAACAUCCAUCUCAAAUGAGGGCAUGAGUAUUCUUACCAAACACAGAAGACUGAAGGAACUUUCUCUGUCUGAGUGUUUCAACAUCACUGACACUGGAAUUCGGACAUACUGCAAAAUCUCGAUGUGCUUGGAACACCUGGAUGUCUCCUUCUGCACCCAACUGACAGAUGAGACCAUAAGAACAAUAGCCAUUUUCUGUACUCGAAUCACGUCUCUCAACGUCACAGGAUGCCCAAAGAUUACCGAUGCAGGGCUGGAGAUAUUAGCUGCCAAGUGCCAUUAUCUGCACAUUUUGGAUAUCUCUGGCUGUAUCCUGCUUACAGACCAGGUCCUUCAGGACCUUCAGAUGGGCUGCAAACAACUCCGGAUCCUCAAGAUGAAAUUCUGCAGGUCCAUCUCCUUGGUGGCAGCUAAUAAAAUGGCCUCUGAGGUCCAGCAGCAGGAAUACAGCUCUGAUGACCCUCCAAGUUGGUUUGGCUAUGACUCUCAAGGCAAUCCUCUUCCAUCUACUCCAAGCAAACAACUUAAACAUCCCUCAGAUCUGCUACUCAAAGACACACUCAGCAGUGAUGAGGAAAGUCCAGACUCCAGACUGAAACAGGAGAAAGGGAACAGCUAGAACUGACAGCUAUCCUUCAUUUGCUGUAAAUACUGUCAGUUGCUGGUUCUCAAAAACAAUGCAAAACAGCAGUGCACGUCUGUUUCUUAUUCAACGACAAACGCCACUUUAUCUAAUCAAGAUUGCAAAGGUAACUUGCUCAAGUUA
Molecule: messenger RNA, 2858 nt
Organism: Psammomys obesus (fat sand rat)
Lineage: Eukaryota; Metazoa; Chordata; Mammalia; Rodentia; Muridae
Gene: Fbxl13
Product: F-box and leucine rich repeat protein 13
Exons: 21
Coding region: 279-2711 (810 amino acids)
Biological process (GO): SCF-dependent proteasomal ubiquitin-dependent protein catabolic process
Cellular component (GO): SCF ubiquitin ligase complex
Molecular function (GO): protein binding
Source: RefSeq, a predicted model, not a curated record